AUGGUUGCGCAAAAGAACAACACGAUUGUCGAGGUUGACGAGGAAACUCCCCUGUUGUCGCCUCACCGUCAUGGUGAUAAAGAUGAGACACUGGCCUCUAGCAUCACGUUGGUGGUCUUUCCGAUACUCCUAGCGGGGAUCUUCUUGUCAAACGUCGUUUCUUCUGUUGUGAUCGCAACUAAUCAGCGCAUCGCGUCCGAGUUCAACGCCUUGUCUUCUGCGGCGUGGCUCUUGACCAUCUACACGCUGGCCCAGUCAGCGAGCCAACCCUUGUAUGGAAAGCUGAGUGAUAUUUAUGGGAGAAAAGUCUGCCUGGUAUUUUGCUGGAUUGUCUUUGGCAUUGGCUGCCUACUGGUUGCGGUUGGCCAGAGUUACUGGCAUCUACUUCUGGGCCGGGCCAUCAGUGGAAUAGGAAGCGCUGGAAAGAUUGCCCUGACUUCAAUCAUUGUUGCUGAUGUGAUUCCGCUGCCGAAGGUUGCACAAUAUCGAGGCUAUGUGAACUUGACGGCCACGAUAGCCCGGUCUCUUGGAGGCCCAAUCGGAGGAUGGCUUGCUGGCAGCAUUGGCUGGCGUUGGCCGUUCCUCAUCCAACUCCCGGUAGCGUUGGCUGGGCUUGCUCUUGUGCUCUGGAAGCUUCCGGAGCCGAAGGAAACCACUCUUGAAGAUGAUGCAGAACCACAGCCCGCCGAGUCCAAGAUAUCCAGAGUUGACUUUGCAGGAGCAGCCAUGCUCGUUGGCACUGUGCUCACUGGUCUUUUGUCGCUGGACUUUUGCACCAAGCACGGCCUAGGAGUCGCCGUAUACUGCCUGGUCGGUGCAUUUGUGCUGUCGCUAUCCCUUUUCUGCACCAUAGAAAAGUACUAUGCUAAAGAGCCAAUUCUGCCGCUGGAGCUCAUCUUCAAACGAGAGGUUUUGACAUCGUACUCGAUCGUGUGCUUCCAGGCGGCUGGCCAAUUUGGAUUGCUCUACACGAUUCCCAUUUAUUUCCAAGUCAUCGGGCGGGAGUCCAUUGCGUCUAGCAGCAGUCGGAUUGUCCCAGUGGUGGUCGGCAAUGCUUUCGGGACAAUCACUAGCCAACGACUAAUCACCAAGACACAACGUUAUAAAGGGCUGACAGCUUUUGGAAAUAUUGUCGGCCUAGUUGGCUUCUCCCUGAUCUAUCUCCGCUGGAGAGGGGGUACACGGUGGUUUGACGCAUUGCUUGUCGCCCUACCCGGCACCGGUAUGGGUGUCAUACAAUCCACGACUUUCGUACAUCUCGCAGCGUCUCUGGACCGUUCUGAGAUAGCCAUUGCCGGAGCUUCAUGGUUUCUUGCGCAAAACAUCGGAGUUCUGAUGGGUGCGAGCAUAUCCACAGCCACGAUCAACUACGCCCUCAGACAUGGACUUGAGACACUGCUGCGCGGGGUCGAAAGCCGAGACGAGAUCAUUCGAAACGUAACAUCAAAUGUCGAGUAUAGCCAAAACCUCCCAGAUCAUCUCUGGGUUUUGGUGUCGAAGGCGUAUAUCUGGGCGAUUGCCUAUUCAAACGCCACUUGGUAG
Molecule: messenger RNA, 1542 nt
Organism: Fusarium keratoplasticum
Lineage: Eukaryota; Fungi; Ascomycota; Sordariomycetes; Hypocreales; Nectriaceae
Product: MFS domain-containing protein
Exons: 10
Coding region: 1-1542 (513 amino acids)
Biological process (GO): transmembrane transport; basic amino acid transport
Cellular component (GO): fungal-type vacuole membrane
Molecular function (GO): basic amino acid transmembrane transporter activity
Source: RefSeq, a predicted model, not a curated record